GAAAGCAUUUUCCUAAAUUUGUAUUACUUCUGUGUAUGUCUUUAUACUUUUAUUACACAGUUAUGUUUUCUUAGCAGUGCAUGAGAUUGUUUCUUUUGUUUUAGAUUGUAUAUAGUGUAUGCUAUUUGUGUUACUAUGAAACUUAGAGUUUUGACUUAACAUUUUUUAGAUUAAUUCAUAUGGAUUUAUGUAGCUUUAGUGAAUUACUUUCAUUUGUAGCUAUAUAGUAUUCCAUUAAAGAGAUCACAACUUUUUACAUCUUGUUUCUUAAUGAUAGACAUUUAGAGAGACGGUACAAUAGAGUGAUUACAGAUUGGGGAGCUGGGGACCUGAUAUACCCAUUCAGACUCCAGUGCUGUCAUUUGCUAAGUAUAGAGCUUGGUUUCUACUUCUGCAAAAUAGGGAUAGCACUUGUGUCACAGGGUGUUGUGACCAUUACAUGAAAUAGUAUGUAGAGCAUUAACACCAUAAGCAUUAUUGUCAUUAGCACCACAACAAGAUGACAAUAAUGUAGAAUCAGUGUUAUUUUGUGCCAUUUAUUAAAUUCUGUUGAAAUGGAAGUCAUCCUGUAAGAAGGGGGGAGUAUAGUGAAAACGAGGGCUUGUAGACAGUCGAGGUGGCUUCUUUCAGAUGACUUCUGUUUUCUCUAAGGUAAGCAAGGUUUUCCACAAGAGUGAUGGGAAAGGAGUGUGGACGGAUGAUUUGAGAGUGCUGAGGGUUUGAAGUGGCCUUGUUUGGGGCAUUGUCUGGCUAGGUGUUUGCAAAAGAAUUUCCUGUUUCGGUGUAUAUACUCUUCUUGUUUGUUUUGUUUUUUCUCACCAACCUUUUCACCUCACAAGUCAUGAAGGCUCCACCUCCAUUCUCGAGUCUUCUCUUUCCCUCCUCACAUGGCACAUCUUGCUGCCUAGCUGGUCUUUCACAGAUGGAUCUAUCCAGGCCUAUAACCUUCUCCAUCCUGAAUCCAAACCAUUUGUGACCCUUUAUCACACGUUUCAUAAUAUUUCCUAGCUUGGCAUUGACAGAUCUUCAAAAUAUGGCCCUGUCUUGAUGCUUUAUCUUCUACUUCUGUACUCAUACUCUUUUCACAAAAUGAGGCUAUCUGCUGUUCUCUGGGUCAAUUUACCACCAUUCUGUGCUUUUGUUCUAUUUCUUUCUUCUCUACCUAGAAUAUUAUUUUCUCCUCUCUCCCCGUGCGUGUGGGGGCUGUUUUUAUACUGCUGUCAGGGUAUUAUGUUAUGACUUCAAGGUAGUUAUGCUUGUUUUCAUCCCCAUUGGUUGAAUUUUGUUUUAAGUUAAAAUAAUUUUAGUAUGAAAAUUUUCUAAUAUAAAAAUGGAAGAAAUGAACCUCCAUGUACUCAUUACUCUGCCUUAGUUACUGUAUUACCAUGUUUGCUUCAUAUAUCUUGUUUUUGUCUCUUUUAAUGGAAAUAUAAUUGACAUAGUUUCAGGUAUACAACAUAAUGAUUUGAUAUUUAUAUACUGUGAAAUGAUUACUACAGUAAGUCUAAAUAUCCAUUAAGAUAGUUACAAAAAUUUUCCUUGUAACGAGGACGUUAAGAUCUAUUCUUAGCAACUUUCAAAUAUGCAGUGCAGUAUUAUUAACUACAGUCACAAUGCUGUAUGUUACAUCCCUGUGGUUUUUUUAUUUAAAAAAAAAUUUGUAAUAUUUAUUUUAUUUUUGAGAGAGGGAGAGAGACAGAGCACGAACAUGGGAGGGUCAGAGAGAGAGAGGGAGACACAGAAUCCGAAGCAGACUCCAGUCUCUUGAGCUUUCAGCACAGAGCCUGACAUGGGGUUCAAACUCCAGAGUGGCGAGAUCAUGACCUGAGCCGAAGUCGGACCCUUAACCCACUGAGUCACCCAUGUCCUUUCCAUGAUUUAUUUUAUAACUGGAAGUUUGUACGUUUUGACCACCUUCACCAAUUUUGCCUACUCCCCAAUUCCCACAUCUGGCAACCACCAAUCUGUUCUUUGUAUCUAGGAGUUCUUUUUUCUCUGUGCUGUUUGUUUGUUUGUUUGUUUGUUUUAGAUUUCACAUAUAAGUGAGAUCAUAAGAUACUUGCCUUUCCCUGUCUGACUUACUCCACUUAGCAUAAUGCCCUCAUGGUCCUUCCAUGUUGUUGCAAAUAGCAAGACUUCAUUCUUUUUUGUGGCUUAAUCACAGUGUGUGUGUGUGUGUGUGUGUGUGUAUACAUGAAUAUAUGUAUAUAAAUCGCAUUUUCUAUAUUCUUCCAUUAGUGAACACUUAGGUUGGUUCCAUGUCUUGGCUUUUGUAAAUAAUGCCACAAGGAACAUGGGGUUGCAGAUAUCUUCUAACGUUAGUGUUUGUGUUUCUUUCAGAUAAGUACCCAGAAGUGCAGUUGCUGGAUCAUAUGGUAGUUCUGUCUUUAAGUUUUUGAGGAACAUCCAUACUGUUUUCCACAGUAGCUACGCCAAUUUACAUUCCCACCAACAGUGCACAAGGGUGUUCCCUUUUCUCCAUACCUUUGUGAGCACUCGUUAUUUCUUGUCUUUUUGUUAGUAGCUAGCCAUUCUAACUGAUGUGAUACAGUAUUUCACUGUGGUUUUGAUUUGCAUUUUUCUGAUGAUGAGUGAUGUGGAGCACUGUAGGACCGUCUGUAUGUCUUCUUUGGAAAAAUGUCUAGAUCUUCUAUUUUUUUUUAAUUUAUUUUUAACAUUUGUUUAGUUUUGAGAGACAGAGCACCAGCAGGGAAGGGGCUGAGAGAGAAAGUGAGAGGGAGACACAGAAUCCAAAACAGGCUCCAGGCUCUGAGCUGUCAGCACAGAGCCCAAUGCAGGGCUUGAACCCAUGAACUAUGAGAUCAUGACCUGAGCCGAAAUCAGAUUCUUAACCAACUGAGCCACCCAGGUGCACUGCCACCCCUCCCCCUAUUUUUAAAUCAGAUUGUUUUAUUUGCUGUUGACUUGUGUGAGUUCUUAUGUUUUGGAUAUUAAACCUCAUGAGAUGUAUGAUUUCCAAUAUUUUCUCCCAUUUGGUAGGUUGCCCUUUCAUUUUGUUGAUGGUUUUCUUUGCUGUGCAGAAGCUUUUUAGUUUGAUGUAAUACCACUUGUUUAUUUUUGCUUCCCAUGCCUUUGACUUUUGGUUUCAAAUUUUAAAAAUCAUUGCAUGGGGCACCAGGGUGGCUCAGUCGGGUAAGUGUCCCACUUCGGCUCAGGUCACGGUCUCACAGUUCAUGAGUUCAGGCCCUGCAUGAGGCUCUGUGCUGACAGCUCAGAGCCUGAAGCCUGCUUCAGAUUCUGUGUCUCCCUCUGUUUCUGCCCAACCUGCUCACGCUGUGUGUGUGUGUGUGUGUCUCUCUCAAAAAUAAAUACACAUUAAAUUUUAUUUUUAAAAAAUCAUUGCAAAGAUGAUGUGAGGGAGCUUACUACCUAUGUUUACUUCUAGGAGUUUUAUGGUUUUAGGUCUUAUGUUUCAGUCUUUAAACCAUUUGAGUUAGUUUUGUGUGUGUGUGUGUGUGUGUGUGUGUGUGUGUGUGGUAUAAGGGAGUGGUCUAGUGCCAUUCUUUGCAUGUAACUGUUCAGUUUUCCCAGCACCAUUUACUGAGGAGACUUUCCUGUCCCGUUGUAUGUUCUUGGCUCCUUUGUCAUAAAUUAACUGACCAUAAAUUCAUGGGUUUGUUUCUGGGCUCUCUAUUCUGUUCCAUUGAACUAUGUGUCUGUUUUUAUGCCAAUACCAUACUGUUUUGAUUACUGUAGCUUUGUAAUGUAGUUUGAGAUCAGCUUUGUUCUUCUUUCUCAAGAUUGCUUUGGCUAUUGGGGUCUUUUUCUCUCUUAAUUUACUUAUUUAAAAGCAAAUCCCAGACAUUAGGUCAGUUGAUCUCGAUACACUUCAGAAUUAGUCUCUGAUAAGAUGGUCAUUUUCUUAUAUAAACAUGUGCUAUUAUCACAUCUAACUGAGUGAGUGAUAAAUCUUUGGUAUCAACCAAUACCCAGUCCCUGGUCAAAUUUUACCACCUAUCCUAAGAAUAUUCCUUUACAGUUGGUUUGUUUGAACCAGGAUCUAAACAAAGUCCAUACUUAUUAAUACAUUUGAUUGUUAUGUCUCUUAAAUUUCUUUUAAUUUGGAGGAAAACCCCUUCCCCAUUUUUCUUUCUUGUAAUUACUUUUUUGGAGAUAUUAGCUCUCUUGUCAUGUUGAAUUAUCAUUUUGAAUUUUUUAAAUAAACUUUUAUUUUUAGAAUAAUGUUAGAUUUAUGGGAAAGUUGCAAAGAUAGAGCAUUCAGUCUAUACCUCUCACCCAGUUUCCUCUCUUGUUAAGAUCUUUCAUCACCUUCAUAGUGUCUUUUUGUCUAUUUCAGCAUCCUGUCCGGGAUACUACCUUGUGUUUAUUAGCCUUGGUUGAAUUUUAAAGUAAUUUCUGAUCGUAAGCUCUCUUCUACUGUUGAGAAGAAUAGCCAUUUUCUGGCUAGGGGGCAGCACACUGUAAUGGUUAAAAGCAUGAUUUAAAACCAAGCAUAAGGUUUCAAAUUCUUAAUCACAUAAAAAUUGUAUGAUCUUGGACAGAUUACAUGUACUGCUACCACAGUUUCAGCAUCUUUAAAAUGGGAAUAAUAGUAUUAUUUACUUUAUUGUAUCACUGCAGAAUAUAAAUUUGAUAAAUGCUUGCAGAACAUGCCUGGCACAUAGUAAGCACUCAGUAAAUAUAGCUCUUAACAGAGGUAUUAUUUCCUAAAUCACAGUGAAUGUCAGGGAAGAAGCUGGGUCCCAUGGUAGGGGAGAAAUGAGUUUGCUAAGAGAUGAGUUCCUUUGCUUUGUGUGAUACGGAUCUCAGUAAGUUUUAGGUAUUUCACCUCUAUCUUAAGAAUUUUUGUUCAGUAGAACAUAUUUCUCUAGUAUGUGGAGACCAAAUAUGGCUUUACAGGGAUUUCUUAAUAUCAGGAUUGGGGAAUAAAACUGCAUACUUUUUUUUCUUUAUUAUUCUCAUGUAGUGAUUGGUUUGUGUUUUGAAAUAGCCUCCUUUAUAAGGUACCAGAAGCAGGUGGUUUGUAUGGCUUAAACACUAACAUUUGUUUAUGGCAUGAAGUGCUCUCAAAGGAAUUAAAAUGGGCUUGGUCAUAUUCUCAGUGCCUCUUCCUGCACCCACACCCUCCUAACGUCGCUGUGUUGUCUCAGUUGCUUCCAGAGCCUCCCUUGUUGCCAUGUAACAGUCUACAUGGUUUCAGCAGACUUGCUCUGUUAGAGGAAACCUGUAUUCAUUAGAAGUUUUGCCUUUUUUUUUUCCAGAACUCAUGGAAACAUUGAGUCAUCACAUGUACUCUGCAAGGAAGUAAGGCAGCAUUGGUAAUUUCAACCUGCAGAACUCAAAGGAAUCCAGGAGUUCAGUUAAAUUUAAGACUACCAAUUUGACUCCUUUCUUUCACAGGCCUUUACUUCCGGACUGGUGGGAGAAAAUUAGCUGAGGAGGAAGAUGUGUAUUAGUGAGUAUUGUACAGGAGUGCACUAUAGGUCUCUUUCCAAAUCCUCAGACUCCCCAUUCACAGUAUUCAUCUAGAGCAUAACUAGACUACUUUUCAUUUCCAGGGAUGGAAAGUGUGGGCCAGCUGUCUCUAGUCUGUGUUUAUAGUCUGGGACUUUUCCUCAGGGCACCUGUGCCUGUCAGGGUCCUGAGCUUUCCAGAAGCUUCCUGGGUUAGAUUUAUCAGUAUUGAAAGGCAGUUCUAGUUCAGAGUGACCUUUUGAUGAUCUGUGAGGAGAGCAUUUGGGGGCCCAGAGACAGUGUAGUCAUUGGCAAAACAGGAACAUUUGAGUCAGGUAAACUUGGGUUGGGAUCCACAUUAUCUGCCUUAUUGGUUAUGUUGUUUGGUCAAGACAUUUAACUACCAGGGUGCUAAGUGACUCAGUCAUUUGAGCAUCCGACUCUUGAUUUUGGUUCAGGUCAUGGUCCCAAUGUCAUGGGAUCGAGCCCCACAAGGGACACUACACUGAGCGUGGAUUCUCUCUCUCUCUGUCUCUCUCUCCUUCUGCCCCUCUCCCCGGCUCACACUCUCUGUCUCUAAAAAAAAAGAGAAGAAGAAUAAAUAAAUAAAUAAAAUAAAAUUUUGAAAAGACAUUUAACUGUUUUAACACUUCAUAACUUCAUCUGCAAAACGGGAAGAGUGAUACACACCUCAUAGGACUGAGAUGAACAUUAAACUAGAUAGUAAGCACAGGGUGCUUGGUAGGCACUUAGACCCCUCUGUUGUUAGUAAUGAUCAACCAUAUUAGAGAGUUGGGAGACUUUGAACUUUGUGAGGUGAACAUUUUUGUGUCCCAGCUUUUUCUUUUGUAAACACUCUCUAAAAACUAUUUAUCAGAUUCAAAGUAGGUUUAAAAUGCCUGCCUCUCUGUGAACAAGAUUAAAGGAACAUGAAGUACAGCUCUUGCUGUAUUUCCCCAGGUCAGUGUUAUUGCUUCAUCACAAACAGAAUAUGGGGAGAUGUUAACAGUGUCAGUGCUUACUGCCUCUCCUACCGCGGCCUCUCCAUUACCUCCUAAAUUCCUCUCAUACCACUAUAGCUCAGGCUGUUAUCUCUUCCCUGCACUGCCUCCAUGAUUGUCCCCACUUGCUCCUUAAAAUCCACCCUCCCCACAUGCCACUGUGAGAGCAAUCUUUGUGGAACAGAUUUGAUCGUGUUGGGCCCUUGUUUAACAGUAUGGUGGCUUCCCUUCACUCUUAGGUUAAAAGAUGCCAUGCCACUGCCUGUCUCUCACCUCACCUGCCAGCACUCCCCUUUAGCCACAAGGUGGGAUUUCCUUUCCUCCUGGCCCUGGGUCUCUAUCAACUGAUCCUGUUUCCACGAAUGCUCCCCACACCUUGGGCCCUCUUGCCUUUAGUGACUUCAUACCUUUUGGGUUUGGGGGGUAUCAGAUCCCAGCUUUUGGGGGUAAUGUUUCCGUUUCAGAAAAUGUUUCCCUGCCAUCCCUCCCCACUCCUUGCUGUAAGCAUUCUCAUGGUACCCUAUUCUUCUGUCAUUUGACACGUUUUUAAAUCUGUAUUUGUGUGAUUGUAUGAUUAGUACUAGUACCAGCAGUAGACUGCAAGCCCCACAAGGACAGUGGGUCCCUGGUCUUAGAGCAGGACUUGCCACAUGUUUGGGGCUCUCUCAGUGUGCAAUGAUUGCCUUGGGGCGGUCACAGCACACUCUUCUGUGCCCUUUUGCUGAGCCCUGCCCAUCAGUCCUGAUGUAAUGUUGUCUGUGCCUGUCCCCUUCUCAUUCCCAUGAACAGCCUCAGCUGGACCCUCAUCUUACACUUGGGUAAUGAGAUCCUCUGUACAUGGCUUUCCUUUUUUUUGCGUGCUACCUUGAAAGCUGUGGUCCUGGCUUAGAAGAUCCACUGCUUUGUCAGUCUCACUUUCCUCUUGACAUAUCUCUCAAUCACAUUGCACUGAUGUUUCCUCCACCUGGAGUGCCGUCCACUUACCUCUCCCCAAAUCCUCUUCUGUACUGCUGUUCCCACUCAAACCCGACCCACUCUAGAGGAUGCAUCCAUAUUUCAUUAUAUAUAUUGAGGGUUUCUGAGGUGUCCUUUCUUCCUGAUUUGAUUAGAAAUCCCUUUGGAAGAUGGGAUAAUGGAUCUUAAUUUAAUUUUUCUCUUCGUUACCUCAAGCAUUUUAAAUUUUGGUUCCUUAUUAAAUAGAACUAUAUUUUUUUGUUGUAGAAAACUUAGAAGAUAUAGACAGUCCACAAGAAAAAAUAAUUUUGAAUCUUUUCAAAUACUGCCCACCAGAGAUAUUUUGGAAGGUAUAUACUCUUCCAAACUCUCUGGUGUUUGUGGGUGUGUGGAUGUGCAUACAUACAUGGUGUAUACAUAUGUAGUCUUUCAUGUAAAAUGGAAGCAGUGGGCAGUGUCCUCAACUCUUUUUUCACAAAGUACUAUAUCGUGAAUACCUUUUUGUAGCAAAUAAUUGUCAUCAAUCACUCUCAAAUGGUAAAACUAUGCAGGAAAUAUUGUCCUUAUUGAAAUAAUUAUGUCUUUAGAGCUUUCUUAAAAUUUUAAAUUCUUUUUUUGUCAUGGAAUUGAACUUUUAUCUGAGCUAGGGAGAAAAAAAUAACAGUAAGUGAAGAGAUGACACUGACAUUAGAAAUGAGGCGACACAAAUUUUUUUAUGUUGCCUUUGAGAUUAGAAUUUAUACAGAACCUGGAAAUAUUUUGAGAACUUGGUGAAAACAGUUUUGAUAUAAAAGUUGAUGUGUUGACAGUGCUGUUUUAAUGAAUCCUAUAGUGAGGUAAGGCAGGUAUUGUGGUUUAUUUUUUAUGACACGCCUCUUGAAUUCCAGGGCAGGGAGCAGAACUGUAUUUCUUCUUCCAGGUUCUCAGAAGAUCAAAAUUCCUGGCUCGUGACUGACUCUCUUGGAAUGUGGAAAUAACUGUUUCUUCCCUCCUCUCACACACAAGUACUUCACCUAUUGGAUUUUUUAAAAUGAGAGUUUAGUUUAGAAACAGGCUCAGCACAUAUCGAGGUAUAAGGUGGACAAGUAGAAAGAGUAGAAACAAUAUUUAUAGCAAUGUUAUAAAAAGUUAUAUUAAAACAUAUGUCUUAGGUUGAAUGUGUGAAAAUUUUUAUUUUCAGAAAAGCUCCCUUUGUUGAAAUAUUACCAGUAGGAUUUCUUUUUAAAACAAGUUUCCUUAGAGAAUUAAAAAUUACUCUGUUAAAAAAGUUUAAUCUUACACUCCGUUUUCCAAAAACAUGUUUAGUGCAUCAAAUGAGGUACCAACAUUAUAAUUUAUGCUCAACUGGGUGGCUCAGUUGGUUAAGCGGCCGACUUCGGCUCAGGUUAUGAUCUCGCAGUCUGUGAGUUCGAGCCCCACGUUGGGCUCUGUGCUGACAGCUCAGAGCCUGGAGCCUGUUUCAGAUUCUGUGUCUCCCUCUCCGUGACCCUCCCCCGUUCAUGCUUUGUCUCUCUCUGUCUCAAAAAUAAAUAAACGUUAAAAAAAAUUUUUUUUUUAAAUAAUUUAUGCUCUGGAGGAAAAGUGCAGUCCUCCUGCAGACACCUACUUCCUUAUUCCUUCCCUAUGGUCUCAGGGCUCUGUUGAGGAGUAUUCUCUGGUUUUGCAGCAGAUGUGUUUUGGGGCUGGGAUGAUCAGUAUGCCUUUUCAUGGCAUUUUAUAUUUUCAUUAGAUCUUACUUUUGGAAUAGUUCUUUUCUCCCAAAGAGAAAGUACACAGGGAAAGAACAAUCAAGAAAAGUUCAAAGAUGCUCAGUAUCUUUCUCCUCUGUUCCUGCCUCUACACUGAGGAUCUGACAUAUGGUGGGACUCCAGGAAAUACUUGUUGAAGAGCUAAUGUAUAAAUCCUGACCCUUGUGUUCCUAAUUUACUCAGCAAUGGAAUUUCUCACUAAUGCAAUCAUUAGGGGUAAAGUGUGCUGUGUCAGAACUUAGUCGACAUUGGCACAUCAUGUUACUCAGGUCCUUUCUUAAAAUCAAGUCCUUUUAAUAUAGGGGAAAGACCAGUGAUAAUCAUCUAAUUUGGUUUCUUGUGUUUCUAAAUGGAAAAAUUGAGGAUUUUCAUAGUGAAAUGACUUCCUGUGUGCUUAUAUGUCAAGCAUAGCAAGAAGACUGACAAACAUGGAAUAUUUCUGGUUUCUUUCUUGUACCCUUACACCAACUUACCCCGUACUUAGCCCUUUCAAAAUGUGGAUGGGAUAAGUUACUUGAAAUUUUAUUUCAAAUUCCUUUGGAAAUAGAAUUCACCAUAUUUUGACAGCAUCUUUUGAGAACAGUCUUUAAUUAUCUAACAAAGUACUGCAGAUGACCUCACGUUGUUGGUCAUGAGAGAAACUUCAGUGUGUGUCUGGCUCGGAACGAUGCAGUGAAGUUCUCACAAGCCUCUGAUGACAGGUCAGGCUGUCCACUCAGGUGUGUCCAGCUUGAGUUACAGAAAAGCUGAUUAAGGAAAAAAUUCAGAGGGACUUGUUGUGGUGUCAUCUCCUUAUGAAUGGCAUCGUUUUUUUGGUGAUUUUUUUUUUUUUUUGACUCUGGCCUGGUUUUUUAGGCAGUUUAUUCUGCCUUCCCAUAUUCUUUGUUCUAGUUAAUUUCAUCUUCAACCUACUUAUGAUGGCAUGUCAGAGUUAGAACUCUUAAGCAGCAGAUCUGUUUUCAGUACUGCGUCCUUCCUGCAUAUUGAUAGCCCAGAGCACUCUAGAGAGGUCUCAUUUAGAGAGAUAGCAGGGCUGAUAAAUAUUUAGGAAAUGAAUGUGUUAGACAUAGUGAGAAAGGACGAUAUUCUUACUUUACUAGAGACUUUGCUUUCCCCUGUAAAUGAUUAUUCAUAAGAUAAAAUUUUAAAAAGGAUUCAUUUUCAUUAAGUUCAAAAUUAGUUGCGAAACAUAAAAUUAUUCUCUUAUUAUGUGUCACACAAGGAAAUAAAUGGCCUGGAAAUGUACAACUGCUCAGCCAGUUUACAGGCUCUUAGUAGCUAGUACAAAAGUUACUGCUAAUGAGGCCCACUUAACUCUGCCAUGGAAUCUGGUUUGUCGCUGUCUUAUUUCUGUGUAGGAGAAAGAUUCACAGUUUAGUAAUACUAAUGAUCAGUUUUAGAAGUUUGAUGUUUAACUAGGUUUCUUUACCCUUUCGUGCCUGAAGGAGUACUUAGACCAAGUACACUAAAACCUGGACUAUGUUAUAGGAGUACACUUAUCAUGAUGAGCACUGAGUAAUGUAUAGAAUUGUUGAGUCAUUAUAUGUACGCCCAAAUCUAGUAUUAGACUGUAUGUGAAUUAUACUUCAACUUAGAAAAACUAGAUCAUGUCAGGUAUAGGUAAAAAUCUAGGCUAAAUUUUUUUUUUUAUUCCAGUCCCAAGUGGGAAGUGUUUAUACCGUGGGAGGUACUGUUCAACUCUACAAAAGCUUUUGACUUUUUACAGUAUCACCAAGAAAGUAAAUUUUUGUAAAAGUAUAGAAUAGGUGUGCCUUUUAAAAAUCUCAUUUAGGUAAUGUUGAAUGUCAAAUGCAAAAAAAAAAAAGUUUCAAAAUCUCAUAAGUAGCACUGUAAAGUGAUUAGGCUGUCAAAAUCAAUUGGUUGAACCACUAAAUCAAAGAACUUAUUUAAAUAAUGCAAACGUCUACCAUGUAUCUGGUCUUGUGGACACAGUUGUAAAUGAUCUGAUACAUUACUACCCUCACAGACCUGUUAUGCUAAGGGGAGAGGUGGGUAGAGAAGCAACCUGUUGUGAGGCUGUGUGAUUAUGAGGACAGGAGCACAGUUGCCAGGGGAAGGCACUCGGAACAACAGAAAGGGAACUGUGGGUGCUUAGGGUCUAGAAAUGCUUCUUAUAAGUGAUGAUCCUUGCACUGAGUCGUAGUGGGAUGAUUAGGAGUUGGUCCAUCUUCUAGUCUUAUAAAGCUGCAUGUGGAAAGGCCAGGAGGUGAGAGGAAGUGAUGCCUGUCCUGGGAACCUCCCGGAAUUCAGUGCAAGUGUGGGAGGGCAUGGGCUCAGCAGGGUUCACUUGGCGCCCCAUGGCAGUGAGCCAGUCAAGAGUUUUUCAGCAGGAUCAAUACAUGAUAUUUUAAAAGAACACUUUGACGGGGCACCUGGAUGGCUCAGUUGGUUAAGCAUCUAACUUGAUUUCAGCUCAGGUCGUGAUCUCAUGGUUCAUGAAAUCCAGCCUGCUUGGAAUUCUCUUUCUUCCUCUCUGUCCCUCCCCUGCUCACUCUCUCUCUCUCUCUCUCUCUCAAAAAUAAAGAAACAAAAAAAUUUAAAGAGCACUUUGAAAUUUGGAGGAUAGAUUGGAAGAGGGUAAGAUAAGUGGAAGAAAGAUUGGUUCGGAGACGUUAAGGGGAGACAAAGGAACUCUUCUGAAACAGUGCCUAGCCCAGUGCAGAGCACUGAGUGAAAACUUAUUGAACAAAUGAGAUCCAAAAUCCUACACCGUGGUGUUGCAGGUUUCCAGAGAAGGGGAAGAUCAGUGCAAGUCAGAAGAUCCAAGGUAAAGUCCAUCUGUUGGCUUCUGAAGAAUCUAUCGUUUCCCUGAAAUGAUGAUAAAACUUUGUGUUCACAUGCAUUUUCUGAGUCAUUAACUUUUGUCAGGUUCAUAAAAGGUUCCUGACCUUCUGAAAGGUGAAAAACCACUGGGUUAGAUGUUAGCCUGGCAGAACAGGACCUUGCGUGAGGCUCUGUAGAACUUUGUAUUUAGUCAUCUCAAUAAAGGGCUUAAAUUUAUAAAAGAUAUUAUCAGCUAUUCUGAUGACGUUAAGCUGGAACAGAUAUCUAAUUAUGCCAGGAGUCAAAGUACGGAUUCAAAGAGAACCUAACAGUUUGGAGACAAGUGAACAAAAGUUGUAAUCAGGUUCACAGCCCAACUGUACUGUAUUGAAAGUGGGAUAGAAGAUGCUUCACCUUAACAACUUUUGUGAGCUGUUGCUCCUUAACAACCACUGGGCAUGGGGGCUGAGGAAAGCUCUGGGAGUUCUGGAGUGCUGCCUGGUAGUGAACACUUGAUGCCUGGAAGCCUCUGAGAAGAGGCAGAAUCCCAGGUGAGUGAUGCUGUAUAGGAGUAUGAGAGAGGAGUAUUCCGCAUUGGUCCUCAGAGAUUGUUUGGAGUGCAGAAUGAACUAUUUCCCUGUAUAGAGACCCACAGAAAAUGCACUGGCACAGGCCUCCCUCUGUGCUGUCAACAGAGGGCACAACUGAGAGCUCUGUUUCUAUGGAAAAGUAUAAAAGUUAACAAAAAAAAGAUGAAGACAUGAGGCCACUUUUGCUGACACCGCCCUGUUGUGUGUUCCAGGGGUGGGCUCUCCCUCCCUUGGUGCUGAAUGAAGUUCAGGAACACCAUUGUGAGGAGAGGAGUUGAUAAUCUGGCUAUCCCGUGAGCUGCUUGGUCAAUGGUGUGUUUUGUGGCAUUUGUGAAUUUCCUAUUCAGAAAUUGUGUGGGUUCCCAGCGUGUAUCGUAGUGCUGGUUCUACUUAUAGCUCAAUAAAAUCUGAGAGCACAUCCGAAGGGGUGCUAGAGACUAUGUGAGAGAGCUUUACCUUCAGCCCCAGAAUUUAGUUUUACUUGGUUGUGACAAUUUCGUUAGACCUUAAGCAUUCAUUUACUGAAAUUCCUAUUUGUCAUUACAACCAUUUUAUAAAUUUUUUUUAAGUGCUUAUUUAUUUUUUGGGAGAUGGGGGGGGGGGGAGAGGGAGAGGGAAAAUGAGAAUGAAUGAACACGGGGAGGGGCACCAGAGUGGCAUAGGGGACAAAGGAUCAGAAGCAGGCUCUGUGCUGACAGCAGAGAGCUGGAUGUGGGGCUCUAACUCACGAACUGCAAGAUCAUGACCUGAGCUGAAGUCCGAUGGUUAACCAACUGAGCCACCCAGGCACCCCUCAUUACAACCAUUUUAAAAGUCAGAGAGCAAGAACUGUUUCAGUUUGUUUGUUAUAUAGCUUGGGAACUUUUUUUUUUCUGUUCACAUCCUUUAACCUUAGACUCAUCAAAUACAGGAUUCGUCCUACACAGUUAGGUGUUUCCUGUCUCGUUAACCUUUAGUAGUUGCCGAGCACUUUUUCCUUGUCAGCAUGCUGCAUUACUUUUUUUAAAGCUCUUUUAAAAAUCAAACUCUGUUAUUUAUAUCUUUCUAUAGAAACAAGUCCUAUUUAAUGUUGAGCUUUCUUGAAAGUAAUACUACACUCUAUGUUAACUAAAUGGAAUUCAAAUAAAAACUUGAAAAAGGAAAAAACAAUGUCAAGGUCUCUGUGUUUGUAGUGAAUAUAAUAUUAAUUUGUAUUGUAUUCAUCAAGCAUCUAGAGUGGUGCCUAGAGUGAAAAGAAACAGAAUUGGUGGUUUCUCUUCAUUUGUUUUUCACAUCUGUUUUGACAAAACUGUAAGAAUUAGACACUUUAGGAAUCCUAAUUUUAUGUUUGUUAUGGUAAACUAACCUUUUCUGUAUUUUAGGUCUCAGUAGGAUCCUAGGGCUUUGUACAAAAGACAUAUGUAAAGACAUAUGUAUUUUUUAUUUAUUUUUGAAUAGGCAGAAUAUCCAAAGUUCUGAACAGAAUUUGGUAAUAGAAAGGCUUUCUUCUGCUACUGUCCCCAAGUUCCCCAGAGGCCUCCAGUAUUACCCUUUUUGAAAGAGAUAACAUUUGUCACUUGAUUCUUUUACAUGUUUCACAACUAUUUAAAUCUAGUGUUAACAACAAAAUUAGUAAUUUCUUCCUUGAAUCUUUAAAAGUGUGUGUUAUCGGGCACCUGGGUGGCUCAGUCAGUUAAGUGUCUGCCCAUUUGUUUCAGCUCAGGUCAUGAUCUCUCAGUUCAUGGGUUUGAACCCCGUGUUGGUCUCUGCUCUGACAGUGUGGAGCCUGGUUAGGAUUCUCUCUCUCUCCCUCUCUUUCUCUUCCCUUCCCCUGCUUGUGCUCUCUUUCAAAAAAAAAAAAAAAAAAAGUAUGUUACAUUUUGGCGGCGCCUGGGUGGCUCAGUAGAUUGAGUGUCCAACUUCGGCUCAGGUCAUGAUCAGGUGGUUCUUGAGUUCAAGCCCUGUGUCAGGCUCUGUGCUGACAGCUUGGAGCCUAGAGCCUGCUUUGGAUUCUGUGUCUCCCUGUCUCUGCUCCUCCCCUACUCACACUCUGUCUCUUUCUCAAAAAUAAACAUUAAAAAAAAUAAUUAAAAAAUGUAUGUUACAUUUUGAUGGCAGCUGUAAGUUGUCUGUUUUCCGCUGGGGUGGUGGAGCCAAGGUGACAAUUGUGGCCCUGAAGGGAGCUAACAUCUGCGUGUCCUGGGUGAAGGAGUAAGAUAUGGACCCCCAUCUUCCUUGUGGGUGCCUUAAUAUUUGUAUUUAUAAUAUAGAUACUCUCAGGGGAAUAUGUUAAUUCUUUAACCCUUGAUGCAAAAAGAAGUUUCAGAGACAUUUCUCUGUGCUCUUGUUGAGGGGAUUCUAGAAGGGAAGGAGGUUGAUACAGAUCACUCAAGGAGAAAUUAUUGAAACCAUAAAGUCAAACUAUUGGCUAAGAAGUUGCCAAGGCUCUAGACUGUAUCUGUGAGACAGUGCUGUAUACUGAGUGGAACUGAAUCAGAACUGGAGGCUACAAUCCUGCAUGCUGUUGCACUAACAUCAUUUGGAACUGUAACAGUAAAGACUUGCUCCAUGUUAUUUGUCCUCCAUUAUUUGCGAACCCCUCUUGCAAACACUCACCUAUACCCCACACACACUAAAACAGAGCCCCUUUCUAUCUUUGUCACCAUCUGGUGUCAAAUGUGCAUCUACUAGGGCUGCAUAGGCACCCAAAACACCUUUAGGCAGACAGUGUUGAUUACACUGAGGUGCAUAUUUGAUGAGAGGGAAUUUUUAGAAUAGGUAGUUAAACAGAUUUAGAAAAUCACUGAAUGGAGGUUGAUAGAAGAAACCACGUUCCUUUCAGUUAUGAAUUUUUGAGUAACAUCUAGGGGGGAAAAGACACUUCUUUUCUAAAAAGGAUUUCAGAUAGAAUGGAGAAAGGGAGGAAUUGCACUGUUUCCCUCACAAUUGUGCCUUUUUUUUUUUUUUUUUUUAAAGGAAAAUAUCCCAAAGAGCUCUUGAUGACCAGGCACUUCUUUAUACUGACAGCUGCUUGUGGAGUCUUCGUGCAUUUCCUGGCAAAUAAAAUAGGGCAGGACCCUUUAGUCAUUACCCUACUGGAGCUUUUUAGCCUAAUUUUAAUUCAGAAUGAUGCUGGAAAGAUUUAUAAAGGAAUUGGUGUGAUUAUUCAUAACAAUUAAACUUUGCUUAUUAGUAAACACGUGAGACCCAGGUCCCUGACACCUCCCCCCAUCCCCUCCCCCAAGGUGCAAGGCCCAGAGAUAAGGCAGGCCAGGCCUUGCUGAGGAGGGUGUGUACCAACAGAGAAACAGGAAGCUGUGCUUAGCCCGGCUUGCCUGGAGGUUUCCAACUCUGGUCAGGUGUACUAAAGUCCCGGCAAGAGACACGUUCGUUCUGAGCCCUAGCAGCCACGCUGCUCGGCAUAAAUGCUUCAGACUGUCAAUAACUGAUGUGUAGAGAGAAGUAUGACUGCAUUACAGCUUAAAGAGCUGUCCCACUCAGGUCUCUACCGGAGAAGACGAGAUCGCCCCGAUAGUGUGAGACUAAAUGGGUUACCGGAGGAAGAGCUAAGCAACAUGGCCAAUGCCCUGGCCAAUGCCACCUGUGAGCGCUGCAAGGGGGGCUUUGCGCCCGCCGAGAAGAUAGUAAACAGUAAUGGGGAGCUGUACCACGAGCAGUGCUUCGUGUGUGCCCAGUGUUUCCAGCAGUUCCCAGAGGGACUCUUUUAUGAGUUUGAAGGAAGGAAGUACUGUGAACAUGACUUUCAGAUGCUCUUUGCUCCUUGCUGUCAUCAGUGUGGUGAAUUCAUCAUUGGCCGAGUUAUCAAAGCCAUGAAUAACAGCUGGCAUCCUGAGUGCUUCCGCUGUGACCUCUGCCAGGAAGUUCUGGCAGAUAUUGGAUUUGUCAAGAAUGCUGGGAGACAUCUGUGUCGCCCCUGUCAUAAUCGUGAGAAAGCCAGAGGCCUUGGAAAAUACAUCUGCCAGAAAUGCCACGCCAUCAUCGAUGAGCAACCGCUGAUAUUCAAGAAUGACCCUUACCAUCCAGACCAUUUCAACUGUGCCAACUGCGGGAAGGAGCUGACUGCUGAUGCCCGGGAGCUGAAAGGAGAGCUGUACUGUCUGCCGUGCCAUGAUAAAAUGGGGGUCCCCAUCUGUGGCGCUUGUCGACGGCCCAUUGAAGGGCGUGUGGUGAAUGCUAUGGGCAAGCAGUGGCAUGUGGAGCAUUUUGUUUGCGCCAAGUGUGAAAAGCCAUUUCUUGGACAUCGACAUUAUGAAAGGAAAGGCCUGGCAUAUUGUGAAACCCACUAUAACCAGCUAUUUGGUGAUGUUUGUUUCCACUGUAACCGUGUUAUAGAAGGUGAUGUGGUCUCUGCUCUGAAUAAGGCCUGGUGUGUGAACUGUUUUGCCUGUUCUACCUGCAACACUAAAUUAACACUCAAGAAUAAAUUUGUGGAGUUUGACAUGAAGCCAGUCUGUAAGAAGUGCUAUGAGAAAUUUCCAUUGGAGCUGAAGAAAAGACUUAAGAAACUAGCUGAGACCUUAGGAAGGAAAUGACUUCCUUUCUUUUGUUUUUUCUCUUCUGUGCAAAGAAAAGAGAUUACCAACAUUACUUGACUUGGUCCACCCUGUUUAAAGCUGUAUCUCAAAAUAAUUGAGAGUGAAGAGGGCCUAUAUGAAUGGUUUUCUUUAUCUCCUUUUUCUCAUUAAAAAAGAAAAAAAGCUUGUGUAAUCAUAUUUAAAACACAGAUGAGAUCAUGAUGCUUUUGUUAAAUACCCUAUCAGUUUGUUGAAAUGUAGACUAUACUUAACAGCAAAAACACAUGGUUAAAUGUUACAUGUUAAUCAAGGUCCAAAAAAAUUAAUUUAACUUUUAAAAAUGAAAAUAGGGAGUCAGCUUUCACAUGACUCAGAUACAAUAGAAACAUUAUUUUACUUUGUAUUUGAAAGAAAAUAAAUUCCAACAGCUGUUGGGGAGGAUAUAAGGAAGAAAAAUAACCAACCAAGAAAAACAAAUCUUGUAGAAUGUUAGUAUGUUUAUCAAACUAGUAGUUAUAAAAUGAAUAUACACAUUACUAAGACAAGAAACAAGUGCAUUCAAAACUACUUGAUUUCAUUUUUUGUUAAAUUCAAUAAUUACUAUGCUUAGUUUUAUAUUUUGUUCUCCUUGUGAAACUCUUCCUUCAUACAGUUACUUAACAUAGUAGUUACAGCUAGCUAAUAGUAUGCCUUUUUAAAUUUUUUGCAAAAAAAAAUUUAUACUAGACAUUUGAAAAUUCAGUACACUUUACAAUAUUGGAAAAAAUGAAGUAUUUUUUAAUGGAUUACAGCAAUUAUGCUUCUAAGCUUAAGGUCAAAGAUGUAGUCUUAGAAUAGGACACAAAAUUAAAUUUUAUGUAGCUUAGAAUGUAUCGCUUAAAAACAAGUGAAUUUAUAUGUAUUGGUCUUCUUGCCUUUAUAACCAUGCUGACUAAUAUCUGUGCUUCAUACAUAAUCAAACUUGCCUUGCCUUAGAAACAUACUUAAUUCAGGAAUCCUAGCUGUUUCAUGCAAUACCAAAAAUAAGUGCAUUGAUUGAGAUUUGUAAACCCAAAUUCAUUUGCCACCACUAAGAUGAGAUUUUUUUUUUUCCUCUCCUUUUUUUGGGAAACACAUUGAAAUUAAUUUUUGUCAUCUUAAAAGAAUGAUAUUGAUAUGUGUUUCAAGUUUUUUAUUUCAAAUCUCAUAAUUGGAUUUUAUUUAAGUAGGAGGUAAAAAUGACAUUUUUAAAUUGGAAGGGGAUGUUUAAAUGUCAAUUUUAGAUCAAAAGUAGUGAAUCAUUCUACCUUAUAAAAUGUUUUUUAAAAGUUUAUCCUGAAGUUUCUAGACCAUUCUUUCUUGGCAAACUUGUUUGCAAUGCAAAUUUUGUGAGUAAUUGUUAAAUGUUGCUGCUGCUAUUUUUCAUUUAAAAGUAAGUUCCCAAGACAGACUUCUAAGGAGGAAAGUAUUGGUUUUUUAAAAAAUUGCUGAAAUACUGUUUUGCCAUUAAAAAAAAAACAACUCAGGAUGCUACUCACUCUGCCAUUAAAGUAUUUGUAUGCAUGUAUUUUUUAAAAGUUUGUGCAUGCACUUUACAAGAGUAAAUUCUAUCUUGGUUUUCAGAUAACUUAUAACCAAUUAUUUUUUAGUGUUCUUUUAGAGUUCAAAGAAUUAUCAAUGAUUGAAAAUAAACAAUAUAUAGUUUAAGACUGUAUGUACUCAGAAGUUUAAAACAGUCUUUGCAUUGGACAGUAAGAAUAAAAUCCAUCUGUGUGCCUUCGUCAGCUAAUAUGUAACCAGCAAGGAAAACCUUGAAAGUAUUUAUUAAAUACUAUACUAUGGAUAUAGGCCAAAUAGUGCAGGCUUUGGCAGUUUGGGGUCUUGAUGCUAAAUUCUCAAAUACCCCUACGGCAGAAAUAAGGAACAGAAGAGCAGCCAUUUACCCAUAGUCUUAAUCAUUUUGAAGAUGCAUGAACUCAGCUCAGCUUGUUUACAUAUCUUACACAGCCAGGCCUCUCCUAUAGCCAGAUGUCCCACUACUGUCUUUGCUCACUCUUUUAAAAUAAGAAUUGGUAUUUCCUGGAAGUUCUAAUACUCUAGGGUAUUUUGUCUAGAUGCAAUACUUCCUUCCUUGAUAAGGGACAUCAUUGGAGCCCUUACCUGUGGGAAAGGAAGAGGAAGUCAAAAAGUUGCAAGUGGAAUAGAAGACUUGGUUGAGUUCAUAAUACUUUUCAUGGGGUUUUCCCUGGCUGUGGAAAAACUCAGGCUAGUAAGCAUUUCUCUGUUUAAAGUCCUACAAGGCAAUUUGAAAUAAUUCAUUGUUCUUACCCAAUUUUUAAGUGCUCUUUUUCAUACCAAGCCUAACAUAAUUGGGGGAAAUGUCUGAGUACAAGUAAAACAUUCUUUGGAUCAUGUUCAAAGCCUUAUUAAUAUCGUACCUAAAAUGAUAGGUCAUUUUGCCUCACUUGCCAAAAUAGCCAUUUCUAAGUUAAGGAAAUUUUGAGGUAGGCUUACAGCAUUAUUGUUGUAUUUCAUUUUAGAAUGUAAGCUUGAUGGCAGGGACACUAUAUUGUUAAUUAUGUUUUUGUAUAGCAACCAUUGCAGUAUACUCUUGGUGCUUAAUAAAUGUUCAUAAUUAUUAAGACUAA
Molecule: messenger RNA, 19653 nt
Organism: Panthera uncia (snow leopard)
Lineage: Eukaryota; Metazoa; Chordata; Mammalia; Carnivora; Felidae
Gene: LIMS1
Product: LIM zinc finger domain containing 1
Exons: 10
Coding region: 15956-17044 (362 amino acids)
Biological process (GO): positive regulation of integrin-mediated signaling pathway; cell-cell junction organization; cell-cell adhesion
Cellular component (GO): cell-cell junction; focal adhesion; cytoplasm
Source: RefSeq, a predicted model, not a curated record